Molecule: messenger RNA, 1182 nt
Organism: Botrytis cinerea B05.10
Lineage: Eukaryota; Fungi; Ascomycota; Leotiomycetes; Helotiales; Sclerotiniaceae
Exons: 2
Coding region: 282-731 (149 amino acids)
Source: RefSeq, a predicted model, not a curated record
GGAUUCACUUUCAACAAACAAUCCUUUCACUCGAAAGAAUUUGCAAAAUGAGAACUUUCUCUAUCAUAUCCAUGGUAUGACGAUGACCUACUAUAGUAAUCAAGCAAGCAUCCAUACUGGAAACGCAUGAGAACUUGGUCUCAAGCGGUUACAUCAUUCACGAUUUUCCAUCAUAAAGUUUAUUGUGCGCAACCUGAACUUUUUCAACAUACCUUCAAGCAUACAUCCAAGCAACGAAACCUCUCACACAACACCAAAGAUUACACCAAGAAAAUUCCACAAUGACAGCAUCAUACAAUCCAACAAUCGAGGCAACCGACGCAACCGACGCACGGAAUACAGAACCCCACGAUCCACACACAAACCAUGACGAGACUCCAUUGUUCGAAAACGUGAACACCAUCCAAAUCCCAGACCCCGCAAUCUUCAACCACAAUCCUCUCUAUCCCUCGAUACCUCCCUGUAGUUUGUUCCCACCGUACGCAAUGUGGGAGCAAGAAAUGAAGACAAAACUAGAGGUGUACAGCCGCGCCUCUUUUUCCAUUCGCAUGGCGUAUGUCCUGUCUCGACUUGGGGAUACACCGAAAUCGCAUCUCGAGUCGAGGAUGAGAGAGGGUGCGUCGGAUAGGUUUACGUGUACGGAUGAGAUGUUUGAGGUUUUGGAGGGGGUUUAUGGAGAUCGGAAGGGUAGAGGAAAUAAGGAAGUGAGGAAUAUGGGUUCUGGUAACUAGGGAGUGGUUUGGGAUUCCAAGGGGGGGGGUUAAAUGGAGUUACCUGGUUUGAUAAUUAGCUCUUGGGGAAGGGUUGAUGGUCGGUAAGUUUUCGUUUGGGUUUACGCAUAUUCUGCAAUGACGGUUCGACGCUCUUGCUGGGCUCGAAAAAAAAUGGUACGAGGGAGAAGUUGGCUGGCUGCAUUUCGUUAUCUGAAAUUCCAAACCUGCGCUUUUGGGAGAUCGAUGUGUGACUUUUCAAAAGUCAACGGGCUUGUUAUUGGGAAGACUGAUUGAUCAUGAAGAGACAUGAGAUCUUGAGUUCUGUCCCCGUCACUUUACAUUCACGGGUACGUGCCAGCAACUUUAAGUGUAUUCUCAUAUUACAGAGCGCGGAGAAAGGAGAAAGGUAUUAUUGGCUAUCAGCAUAUCAGGAUCUAUGGAAAUGAAAUAAUCGAAAGCGGGAAAAUCA